CAGUGACUUGCUCUAGACAUUGUGAAGCUUGAAAGCUCUUGCUGUUAUAAUUGCUGUCUUGUUGUCAGGCUCCUUUCUUUCUUUGAAAACCUAUAUUUAAAACAAGAAUAAUGACUGCUUGUAAAAUCCUUUAGUUCUGAAAGAGAUUAUAGUAAUAACAAUGCACUGUUUAUGGCAUUGGGCAACAGCUAAAACUCCUGUGAACAUGGAUAACAGUCAGCCGGUCAUGCCGCGUAGAGUGAAAGGGCUGUUCUGUGUGGACCUAGCAGACUUGGAGAGAAUACCAGAGGAGCUAACCUUAGAUGCCUUACUAGAAAUGAAUGAGUCAAAGGUGAAAGAAACAAUGAAGAGAUGUGGUGCCAGAGAUGAGGAGUGCUCCAGACUCAAUGGGGCACUGAGCUGCUUACGGAAGGUGACUGAAUCAGGUGGGGAGUUAAAAGAUGAUGUGCUGAUGAAUCUUUCUGAGGCACGCCGAGAGAACAGCUCUACAAACUCGACCGAAUCCCCCUGCUCCUCUGCGCCCACAUGGACUCCCUCUGCACUGCAUCUUCCCAAGGGCAACAGCCAGCAGGCACGUUCUGUGUCAGUAUCUACAAUCCCAUCUUCAGAUUCUCUUGCCUCGAGUCACGGACCUUCUAUCUAUGCAGAAAACCUCCUGGACCCUUUUGCAUUCCCCGCACACAGUGGAAGGUUAACGCCAAGGACUCCUCACAGCAUCACCAUCACUCCACCAACCACUCCUCAAGCCAAGAGACGGCAUAAGUUGAAGCCACCACGGACUCCUCCUCCCCCUUGCCGGAAGGUUUUUCAGCUGCUACCUAACUUUCCAACCCUCACAAGGAGCAAGUCCCAUGAAUCACAGUUGGGAAACAGGAUAGAUGAAGUUUCUCCAGUCAAGUUCGAACACUCCCAAGGAUCCCCUCAAAUGGUACGAAGAGACUUUGGCUUGGCUGUAACACACAGGUUCUCUACAAAGUCUUGGUUAUCUCAGAUUUGUCAAGUCUGUCAGAAGAGCAUGAUGUUUGGGGUGAAGUGUAAGUACUGCAGAUUAAAAUGUCACAACAAAUGUACUAAAGAGGCACCUGCUUGUAGAAUACCCUUCCUUCCCAUAACAAAAAUAAGAAGAACAGAGUCUGUCCCUUCUGAUAUCAAUAAUCCAGUAGACAGACCAACAGAACCACAGUUUGGAACUCUUCCCAAAGCACUAACUAAAAAGGAGCAUCCACCAGCAAUAAAUCAUCUGGACUCUAGCAGUAAUCCUUCUUCUACAACCUCAUCCACACCAUCUUCUCCAGCACCUUUCCAGUCUUCCAACCCUCCCAGUGCAACACCUCCCCCAAACCCAUCUCCUAUGGGCCAGAGGGAUGGGCGAUUUAACUUCCCAGCUGCCUACUACAUUCAGCAUAGACAACAGUUUAUCUUCCCAGAAAUUCCCAGUCCUGCACAAAUAGCACAGCCUCCAGAAACAGCUGCAGACACUAAUGCUCAUGAACAGCCAGACGCAGAUGGAGCUGAAUGUGAAGCAGAGGUGGAAGAACCAGAGACUAAUAAAUCAGAACCUGAAGAUGAUGAAGAUGAGGUGGAAGAUUUGCCACACAGACGGCCACACUUGCAAGGGAUGAUUUAUCGCAAACCUAGCCAGACCAGCGUCUACCUGCAAGAAUGGGACAUUCCUUUUGAACAGAUUGAACUGGGGGAUCCUAUUGGCCAAGGACGAUGGGGGAAGGUUUACAAGGGAAAAUGGCAUGGGGAGGUGGCCAUCAGGCUGUUGGAGAUAGACGGGAACAAUCAGGAUCAUCUCAAGCUCUUUAAAAAGGAGGUGAUGAACUACAGACAGACCCGGCAUGAGAACGUGGUGCUUUUCAUGGGAGCAUGCAUGAACCCUCCUCAUUUAGCAAUCAUUACCAGCUUCUGCAAAGGAAGAACACUUCACUCGUUUGUAAGGGACCCCAAGAUAUCCCUGGAUAUUAACAAAACCAGGCAGAUAGCCCAGGAGAUCAUUAAGGGCAUGGGGUAUCUUCAUGCAAAGGGGAUCGUACAUAAGGAUCUGAAAUCCAAGAAUGUUUUCUAUGACAAUGGGAAGGUUGUGAUCACUGACUUCGGAUUAUUUGGAAUUUCGGGUGUGGUUCAGGAAGGAAGGAGGGAGAACGAAUUGAAGCUGCCACAUGACUGGUUAUGCUACCUGGCCCCUGAGAUUGUUCGCGAGAUGGCCCCUGGAAAAGAUGAAGACAAGCUGCCUUUCUCCAAAGCUGCAGAUAUCUAUGCCUUUGGGACUGUGUGGUAUGAGCUCCAAGCAAGAGAAUGGCCUUUCAAGAACCAGCCUGCAGAGGCGCUCAUCUGGCAGAUUGGAAGUGGUGAAGGAGUGAAGCAAGUCCUUGCAACUGUUAGUUUGGGGAAAGAAGUCAACGAAAUUCUCUCAGCGUGCUGGUCAUUUGAUCUCAGUGAGAGACCUAGCUUCACUGUCCUCAUGGAUAUGCUUGAAAAACUGCCAAAAUUGAAUCGUCGGCUCUCCCACCCAGGGCAUUUCUGGAAGUCUGCUGAGUGA
Messenger RNA from Nipponia nippon (crested ibis), 2545 nucleotides. The record is from RefSeq and is a predicted model, not a curated record. NCBI's taxonomy places the organism in Eukaryota, Metazoa, Chordata, Aves, Pelecaniformes, Threskiornithidae.